Molecule: messenger RNA, 1833 nt
Organism: Pieris macdunnoughi
Lineage: Eukaryota; Metazoa; Arthropoda; Insecta; Lepidoptera; Pieridae
Source: the annotation of a GenBank genome assembly
AUGGAUACAUGGUGUUCUAAAUUGGACCUAAGAAGAAGCACGAGAGAGAUUCUGGAGAUAAUUGAGAAGGCUAAAGCCGAUAAGGGGCUGUCAUUUCCGAUACCGGAGGGCCUGGUGAUGGACCCGUUGUCACCCACAGCGCUUGCAGUCCCGAACCACAUAAUGGACCGCAUUGGCAGUGGGCUAACCCUGCUCAGGGAGCACGGGAAGAAAGUUCAAAAGUAUCUGUUGAAAAAUAGAAAGUUUGAAGUUCUGAAGAAAUCAUGGAAGUCAAUAGUCAACAUCGUGUUGGUAGAAGCCAAAGACUUGCCAGUUGGAAAUGAUACAUCCAAUGGCCUUUAUUGCAAAUUCAAAUUGGGUUCGGAAUCACACAAAUCGAAACAAGUACACAAAUCGAAACCAGUAUGGCGGGAACGAUUCAACUUAUUCCUAUACGACGAAGACACGCUGGAAGUCACUGUAUGGCAUAAGGUGAAACAGAAAAACUUUAUCGGAAGAUGCGUCAUCGACUUGUCGCAGUUGGAGAAGGAGAAGACCCACGAACUCUGGCAGGACAUAGAUUGUGGGUUCGGCUCUAUUCACAUGCUGGUCACGUUGAGCUGUUCUGAUAGAAAUUUACCCUUAGACAGUAUCCCCUCAUCAAACUGUAUUCGACAUGAACCGCCAGCUGAUGAUCAAUUCCAAUGGUAUCGCUUUGACAAUGGUUGGAGUGAAGUCGGUCAAUUGUCAUUAACACUUCAUGGCGCGAAAGGGUUAAGUGCCAUGAACUUAAGCGGGAAUGUCAACGCAUACUGUAUCCUCGAAUUGGAUAACGCAAGGGUACAAACCAAUACGAUUCGAGGCACUUCAGAUCCGGAAUGGGAUAAAAGCUUUGUUUUUCCUAUUAAGGAUAUAACAUCUACAAUCGACAUAGCAGUCCACGAGGAGUCAUUAAUUCAGUCAAUGAAGGGUGAAACGUUGGGUAAAAUAUCAAUACCAUUGUUGAGAAUAAAUAAUAAUGAGAAGAGAUGGUAUGCCCUCAAAAAUAGAUCUAAAAAGAGCAGUGCGAGAGGGAAUUGUCCCAGGAUUUUAUUGGAAAUGUCCAUUGUAUGGAAUCCGAUUAAAGCGUCUAUGCGUCUAUUGAGACCAAAAGAAACGAAAUAUAUACAAAAACCGCCUAAGUUUGAUAUUCCACUUAUUUAUAGUAAUUUAAUAUUUAUUAAACAUAUAUUUAAAGUAUUUCAAAUGGGAAAUGAUCAUUUCAAGAGAGUAUUCGAAUGGGAGAACCAAGAGUUAUCAGCAAUGGCGCUUGGGGGCUGGCUGAUGUUCUGGUAUUUCUUCAGAUUGUGGAUGACUCCGCUAAUACUCCUAUUACCAUUUAUACAUUACUGGCUUGUACGAAGAAAUACCCCAGUUCCUUUGUGCCAGACAGCUGAUGAUGACGAUUCGGACGACGAAACGGAAACACAAAAGGAUGACAAAACAAUCAAAACGAGAAUAAAUGAGUUACAGGAUCUGACACUAACUAUUAAGAACGGGAUUGAUUAUAUCGUGUCGCUUUUGGAGAGGUUACACAAUUUGGUAAAUUUCAGUGUCCCGUAUAUAAGUUACUUAUUCAUGCUCGCGCUGGUUGGGGCCUCUAUCGCCUUCCUGCUGAUACCGGUGAAUUAUUUGUUCAUGGCUUUUGGUAUUUAUAAAUUUGGUCGCAAGUUUAUAAACCCAAAAAGAGUGCCGAAUAACGAUAUUUUGGACUUUAUAUCGCGGGUGCCUGAUAAUCAGAUGUUGAAACAAUGGCGCGAGCUGAAGGUUCCUGAAGCAGCAGAAGGUCCGUCAGACCCGGAAAAGAGACGAUAG